Messenger RNA from Perca flavescens (yellow perch), 1014 nucleotides. Its product is annotated as transcription factor Adf-1-like. The transcript has 3 exons. NCBI's taxonomy places the organism in Eukaryota, Metazoa, Chordata, Actinopteri, Perciformes, Percidae. The record is from RefSeq and is a predicted model, not a curated record. Gene Ontology annotation, cellular component: transcription regulator complex; nucleus. Bases 169 to 1014 code for a protein of 281 amino acids. Gene Ontology annotation, biological process: regulation of transcription by RNA polymerase II.
AAUGAGAUUGGCGUUUUGCUCGCGUGUCUGGAGCUUCUGAAGUUACAGUAAAACACAUCUUGGGGGCGCUCAAACACAAAACGGUCUUGCCGAGCACACAUACGUAACGGCGAAGAAGAUAUACGCCAAGUAGCGUCGACACUGCCGGAAAGAAAUAAGACGAGGAAGAUGCGAGGCGAGAUGAAUGUAGAGCUGCUGGUCUCGUCGGUGUCGGAACAUAAAGCACUUUAUGACAAACGCGACAGCGACUACAAACAUCUUGACAAAAGAGAACUGCUAUGGAGUGGUAUUGCAGAGCAAAUGGGCCUAGAUGUGGAGGAGGUAAAACAGAAAUGGAAAAGUCUGCGAGAUACAUAUACAAGAAAAAAACGCGAAGAUGAUUGCCGAAGUGGACAAGCUGCUAAAAACAAGAAUCCGUGGAAAUGUAUGAAGGUCAUGGAGUUCCUCGCAACAUCAACCGAAUUUCGAAGUGUUCACAGCAAUAUUUCUCCUGAAAAUAUGGAUGAAGAGGUUGACCAAGUGGUGGUCCAAAAAGAAGUGAGCGACAGUGAAGAAGCACCAGCAAGCACGUCUCCAGGAUCAUCCUUCUCCAGCCAAACUGUGACAAGGUCUACUGUGAACAAAAGAAAACAGCCAGAGACACCAGACUUCUUGGACCGGUACCUCUUAUCCAAAGAAGCCAGGGCAAGUGAGAAAGAGGAGCGCAGAGAGCAACGAAGAGAGCAACAAAAUAAUGAUAAUUACUUGUUUGCUCUUGGCUUGAUACCAGCACCGAGGAGAUUGUCCGCAGCCGUACGUUUUCAGUCAAAUUCAAAAUACAUCAGCUGUUGGGUGAUGCUGAGUUUGGCCAGGCCUCUUCUGCUUUUUGGUGUCCUACCAUCAGGUCACCCUGCAGACCCCAACAAACUAUGGCUGCUCUACAACUUCUUGGCUGCCCUAAUAGAUGUUCAUUAUAUGCAUUUUAAUUCUGUAUUUUUUAGUGUUUUGUUUUUUACAUUCAAGAAAUAUUGUUGA